UGCGUUGAUGUGCAGCGCCUUUGGGAACUCCCUUAGCUUCCUCUGGAAUCAGGGAAAGCAUUGCAGCCUGAGGAUUUUCACUUGUUCCAGGAGGCCAGCAAAAUGAGAAGAGCAUUUUGUGGCCGUGUCAGAGCUCCUGCGAGAUUGCCAGUGUGGCACGAGACACAGCAACGACCACUUUAUUCCUGCAGGUGUGGAUGAGGAAGGACGUGCAAACGCCGAGCAAGUUAAAGAUGCACAGAAGUUGUACCUGGAACUUGCCUCAUCUGUCCCGGUUUCCCUGUUGCUAACAAUGAUUCUGUGCUGCAUUCUUUUCUGGUGGUGCAGGAAGAGAAAGCAGCGCCUCGCUGCAGCUGAUGGAGCGCGGGACGAUAGCAGCAGCUACAGCUCACCGUCAGAGGAGGAGUCUGCUGACCUCGAGUGGCCCGACAGACAGACAAACCACCAACCAUCUGUGUGGGAACAACCUGCCCACCAGCCACAGGGCACCAGCAGAGCAGCCCCUGCCAGGCUGGACAGCAGCCGGGCUCAGCUACCCCUGCCUCGACCCCCGCGGCCCCCCAGCCCAGGCUCGGCAUCGCGGGGGAUCAGCAACAGGCCCAGCAGCCCCUGGCCCCAGUGGGCAUCAACACCGCCCCCUCAUCCUCCUCCGCCAUCCUUCAAGGGACAGAAGGAACCAGCCGGGGGUGGAGGCUUGCGGUCAUCGGCCAGCACCGAACCGAUUGCUCCCCAGCAGAUGAGCAACAGGCCCAGCAGCCCCCAGCCACAGCGGGCAUCAACGCCGCCCCCCCGUCCCCCACCACCAUCCUUCAGGGAACGGGAGCGGUCUCCUCAGCAUGUCGGCUCGGGGGCAUCGUCCAGCACCUGGAUAACCACUGCCUUGGGGGAGCCUGAGAGACCCAGCAGCCCCCAGCCCCCCCCGGCACCACCUCUGCCCCCCUCCUCCUCUCCACCAUCCUUUAGGAGGUGGGAGCAGCGCCCCCAGGGUGUCAGCUCAGGGGCAUCAUCACACCCCUGGAAAACCACUGCCAGGGGGAAACAGACCAGGCCUGGCAGCCCCCAGCGCCGCCUCUGCCAUCCCCGUUCCCUCCAUCACCUGUCAGGGAAUGGAAGCGAUCCGCACAGAGUGCUGACUCGAGGAAACUGUCCGACAGGACAGCCGCUGCCAGGGGGAAGCAGGACCUGCCCAGCAGCCCCCGGCCUCCCCGGGCGCCGUCACCAGCCUCCCGUUCCCCUUCAUGAUCCUUCAGGGGACAGGAGUGGCCCCCCCAGGCCUCCCCGCUGCCCUCCCCCUCCUCUCCACCAUCCUUUAGGAGAUGGGAGCAGCCCCCCCAGGGUCUUGGCCUGGGGGAAUUAUCCAGAAGACCGACAACUGUGGCCUGGAGGAAGCGUGAGCAGUUCAGCAGCCCACAGCCGCCCCGAGCACCAUCCUCUCCCUCCCCUCAAGCAUCUUUCCGGCGGUGGGAGUGGCCCCCCCAGGGCAUCAGCUCAGGGGCUUCAUUAGAUAAGUGGAAGACCACUGCCAGGGGGAAGCAGACCUGGGCCAGCAGCCCCCAGCACCCCCCAGCACUACAUCUGCCCUUCCGCUCCCCUCCACUCUCCAUCGGGAGGUGAGAGCACCCCCAGCAUGCGGGUUUGUGACACCGUCGGACAUCCGCAGAACCGCUGGUGUCAUGUACCUGAGAUUACCAAUAAACAAAAUAACAUCACA
Molecule: messenger RNA, 1711 nt
Organism: Lagopus leucura (white-tailed ptarmigan)
Lineage: Eukaryota; Metazoa; Chordata; Aves; Galliformes; Phasianidae
Product: basic salivary proline-rich protein 1-like
Exons: 2
Coding region: 293-1504 (403 amino acids)
Source: RefSeq, a predicted model, not a curated record